UUUGGCUCUUCAAGCCGUGACCCAAGUGCUUCGGCGCCUUCUGGCUUCCGAGGCCUUUCGACUUGAACCUGUCUGCCACGCCCCACUUCUGAAUGGCCAGGAUUCCCGUCCCUUCCAAUCCAGGCUCUGCUUAGAACUCUCUUGGGCGGAGAGAUCCUUGUUGAUACCCCCUCAAGGCUCGGCUCAACCCCCACGAGCUGGGUUUCCUAGAACGUUUGCCCUUGAGUAUUGUUUUUGCCAGGUCUUUUGUGCUUUCCUUCCUCUCAGAUGGUCCCCAGGACCAGAUCAGACCAUUUAGUCUCUAACCCAGUGAAGGAAGAAGGCUGGACUAUCCAGAGCAGCCGCUUGUUGGUAGAUCUAGGGUAACAGUGAAACUCUUAAUCUCUAAGGAGAAAACUCUGAAUCUGGGCUCUGCUGCCGCCUAUAGAUGAUUGGAACACAGGAAGCUUCUCUGUGCUCAGCACACCCCAGCCUGAGGGAGAAGCAGGGGCCCGCAGGAUUUCUAAGGGAGCUGGGAAGUCAGAUUCUUUUGGAGCUUUCUGGGCAGCUGGAGUGUGCGUUGGGGGUAGGGGUGGGGCAGUUCAGUUUGGGAUGAACAAGAGUGGAUCUGUGUGUAGGACCAUUGGUCACCUGAGAUUGUAUGUUUGGGGUUGGAAGUUUUAGUUUUUUUCACUAGUUCCAGCCUGCCCUGGAACUAGUGAGAAAAGUUUGGGGUUGGCCACAAUCCCUGCUGCUAUCUCACUGUAGCUAAUCUUGAUAAUCAUCUCCUAGAAAAAGCUGAGCUGUUGGCCAAGUUCUCAGAGAAGCUUCAUAAGAAGCCAAAUGAUGUUACUUCUGCCACCCAUCAGAGCUUCUGGGAGGAGUCAGGGCCUGACUCAGACCAAAGCUCACCACCAGGCACUCUGAGGGUGAAGUGGCAGGAGGAGGAGGAGGAGGGGCUCCGCUUGGACUGUGGUGAGAUGGCCUACCAGGUGGUGAAGAAGAGUGCAGCCUUGGAUGCCCUGCAGUCGGAGCUGGAGGAGCGGCAAAGCAGGCUGGCGGCUGUGGAGGCCCGCGUGGCGCAGCUGCGGGAGGCGAGGGCGCAGCAGGUCAGCCUCGUAGAGGAGCUACAGAAGCAGAAUGCGGCGCAGCGGAAGGCCUACGAGGUGCUGCGUGUGCACACUGGGCACCAAGAGGCGGCACUGCGCAGGCUCCAGGAGGAGGCGCUCAAUCUGCUGGAGCAGCUCUUGCAACGCAAGGAGCGCGCCGCAGCGGAGUGCAACUUGCGCAACGAGCGCCGAGAGCGGGCCAAUCAGGCGCGGGUGUCGCAGGAACUAAAGAAGGCUGCCAAACGGACUGUGAGCAUCAGCGAGAUUCCACACACUCUACAUGAUGGGAUCAGAGAGCAGACAGAGACUCUGGCUCUGGCUAUUAAGCCUGAGUCCCUGGAGAGUGAGGCUUGUGGGAAGUGGAAAAGGCCUUUCAGGUCUGCCUCAGCCACCUCUCUGACUCUGUCCCACUGUGUGGAUGUGGUGAAGGGGCUGCUAGAUUUCAAGAAGAGGAGAGGUCACUCAAUUGGGGGUGCCCCUGAGCAGCGAUACCAGAGCAUCCCUGUGUGUGUGGCUGCCCGACUUCCUACUUGGGCUCAAGAUGUCCUGGAUGCCCACCUUUCUGAGGUCAAUGCUGUAUGUUUUGGCCCUAACAGCAGUCUCCUGGCCACUGGUGGGGCUGACUGUCUUAUCCACCUCUGGAAUGUGGUGGGAGGUCGUCUGGAGGCCAACCAGACCCUUGAGGGAGCUGGUGGCAGCAUCACCAGUGUGGACUUCGACCCCUCGGGCUCCCAGGUUUUGGCAGCUACUUACAAUCAGGCUGCCCAGCUCUGGAAGGUGGGAGAGGCACGGUCCAAGGAAACACUGUCUGGACACAAGGACAAGGUGACAGCUGCCAAAUUCAAGCUAACAAGACACCAGGCGGUGACUGGGAGCAGAGACCGGACAGUGAAGGAGUGGGACCUUGGCCGUGCCUACUGUUCCAGAACUAUCAAUGUCCUUUCCUAUUGUAACGACGUGGUGUGCGGGGACCACAUCAUCAUUAGUGGCCACAAUGACCAGAAGAUCCGGUUCUGGGAUAGCAGAGAUUGGACCCAGUGGUUCACUACCACUGAGCUACAUCUCCAACCCUUCUUACUUUUUAUUUUGAGACUGAGUGUUGCUAAGUUGCCCAGGCUGGGAUCUUCCUGCCACAGGCUCCUGUGUAGCUGCAGUUAUAGGGGUCCCCGCUGCACCCAGGUCAUUCCUGUGCAGGGCCGGGUCACCUCCCUGAGCCUCAGCCAUGACCAGCUGCACCUGCUCAUCUGCUCCAGAGAUAAUACACUCAAGGUCAUUGACCUCCGGGUCAGCAAUAUCCGCCAGGUGUUCAGGGCUGAUGGCUUCAAAUGUGGUUCCGACUGGACCAAAGCUGUGUUCAGCCCUGACAGAAGCUAUGCACUGGCAGGCUCCUCGAAUGGAGCCCUUUUCAUCUGGGAUGUUGACACUGGGAAACUGGAGAGCAGCCUUCAGGGCCCCCACUGUGCUGCUAUCAACGCUGUGGCCUGGUGCUGCUCCGGGAGCCACGUGGUGAGCGUGGACCAGGGCAGGAAGGUUGUGCUCUGGCGCUAGGACUACGCCCCCACAGCCUGGGCUGGAGAACAGCUUCCCUCCGCUUCACAGGGCUCCAGAGCCCACAGGAUGGGGUGGCUUCCAGAUUUAAUGGGGAAGAAGGCCCAGAAGGACUUGGCGUGUUUGUUUAAAAACAGUGUUCUUGUUUUAAAAAGUCUUUUUAAAAUA
Molecule: messenger RNA, 2804 nt
Organism: Marmota monax (woodchuck)
Lineage: Eukaryota; Metazoa; Chordata; Mammalia; Rodentia; Sciuridae
Gene: Atg16l2
Product: autophagy related 16 like 2
Exons: 19
Coding region: 960-2636 (558 amino acids)
Biological process (GO): negative stranded viral RNA replication; autophagosome assembly
Cellular component (GO): autophagosome membrane
Molecular function (GO): protein binding
Source: RefSeq, a predicted model, not a curated record